Molecule: messenger RNA, 1810 nt
Organism: Cajanus cajan (pigeon pea)
Lineage: Eukaryota; Viridiplantae; Streptophyta; Magnoliopsida; Fabales; Fabaceae
Gene: CYCB1;4
Product: Cyclin B1;4
Biological process (GO): mitotic cell cycle phase transition
Molecular function (GO): cyclin-dependent protein serine/threonine kinase regulator activity
Source: RefSeq, a predicted model, not a curated record
AAAAACAAAGGAACACAGUAUUUCACUUUCUCAAGAUCUUUUCUCGAAGAAAGGAAAAAAGUUUGUUGUUUUCAGAGCAGUGUUUUCAAUCCGCGGUGGCGACGACCGACGUAGGCGGCGGCAGCGGAGGAGGAGAGGCGCAGAACGGUGGUUUUCAGGGGUUUCUGUCGUCGCUGUUCUCCACUCUCGGCGGUGUUUUCGGCUCUACGUUUCAAGAAAAAUCGUCGCACUCAGUCAUGGCUUCUAGAGCUGUUCCUGCGCAGGGACAACCCACCAAUGGUGAAAACAAGCAAAAGAAUGUGGGAGCUGAAGGGAGAAACAGAAGGGUGCUUCAGGAUAUUGGGAAUCUUGUGACUAAACAAGCAGAUCCUGGUGUCAAUGUGACUAAGCGUGUCACAAGGAACUUUCGUGCUCAAUUGUUGGCGAAUGCACAAAAAGCUGCGGCAGAGAAGAACAAGAAGCCAUACACUGGAGUAGAGAAUGGCGCAGUGGUAGCAAAUGGAAACUUUAUUGCUGCAAGGAAGGUGGAACCUUCUAAGAAGGCAAAAGAAGAACCUGAAGUAAUCAUCAUUAGCUCUGAUGAUGAAUCAGAAGAAGAGAUGGAGAGCCCAGCUGUUAAGGGAAGAAAGGCAAGGGAUAUGUCUGCCAGGAAAAAUGGAAAGGCCUUCAGUUCAGCCCUCUCAGCUAGAAGCCAGGCUGCUUGUGGAGUCCCAAGGGAUUCAGUAGUGAACAUAGAUGAAACGGACAAGGACAAUGAAUUGGCAGCAGCGGAAUACAUUGAUGAUAUGUACAUGUUUUUCAAAGAAACUGAAGAAGAUGGUCGUGUGCAUGAUUACAUGGCUUCACAGCCAGAUAUAAAUUCCAAGAUGAGAUCAAUCCUUGUGGAUUGGUUGAUAGAAGUGCAUAGGAAAUUUGAGCUCUCUCCGGAAACUCUCUAUCUGACUCUGAACAUUGUCGAUCGAUUCUUGUCCGUGAAGGCUGUGCCUAGAAGGGAACUUCAGUUGGUUGGUAUCAGUUCAAUGCUGAUAGCCUCAAAAUAUGAAGAGAUAUGGGCACCGGAGGUUAAUGACUUUGUAUGCAUAUCAGACAAUGCUUAUGUUAGCGAACAAGUGCUGAUGAUGGAGAAAAUGAUCCUGAGAAAGCUUGAAUGGUAUUUGACUGUCCCCACACCCUAUGUCUUCUUGGUUCGGUAUAUCAAAGCCUCCAUUCCAUUUGAGAAAGAGAUGGAAAACAUGGUGUUUUUCCUUGCCGAGCUCGCUUUGAUGCACUAUCCUACUGUAAUCCUGUAUUGCCCUUCUCUGAUUGCCGCUUCUGCUGUAUACGCCGCUCGAUGUACUCUUGGAAAGAGUCCUUUCUGGACAAGGACUUUGAAGCAUUACACAGGCUACUCUGAGGAGCAACUAAGGGAUUGUGCCAAAAUCAUGGUCAACCUUCAUUCUGAUGCACCAGAAAGUAAGCUUAGGGCAGUUUACAAGAAAUUCUGUAGCUCAGAUCGCAGUGCUGUUGCUCUUCUAACUCCAGCAAAGAACUUGUCAGCACCACUGUCUUGAACAGAUUCAAGUCUAGGGGGGAUUAUUGCUGUAUGACUUGGAAAAUCUAUGGAUGGGUUUGUUUAGGGAGAUCAUUGCUGUUAUGAUCUAUAUAUAAUAAUAGUAUUUGUUUAUUUUUUAGGAGUGUGAUACAAAGUUUGCUUGCUUGUGGAGCCUCAAGCAAUGUUUGGUGAUUCUUUUUGUAAACCAGCGUUUGAUUUGUAUUGAACAUCUCUAAUGAAUAUUAAGCUUUGUGGAUUAACUCUCAUUUUCUUCUCUUC